CAGCCCCACGGGGCCAUGGUGGGGGCUCCCUGCGGGCACGGGCACGCCGGGCAGGGCAUCACAGAACCCAGCCCCGCCGUCUCCCUUCACGCCGCCCUCUGCCCCGCAGCUCUCUGCCUGGUGCUGGGCUGCAUGAUCUUCCCCGACGGCUGGGACGCGGAGACCAUCCGGGACAUGUGCGGGGAGAAGACGGGGAAGUACUCCCUGGGCGACUGCUCCGUGCGCUGGGCUUACAUCCUGGCCAUCAUCGGCAUCCUCAACGCCCUCAUCCUCUCCUUCCUGGCCUUCGUCCUCGGCAACCGGCAGAACGACCUGCUGCACGAGGAGCUCAAGACAGAGAGCAAAGAUUUUGUCGGCACUGCGAGGAUAUAAGGCCGAGCGUCCGCAGCAGGACCCUCCUCCCGCGGCCGGCAGCCUGGGCGCUCCCUCCCCGUCCUGCCCUUCAUCUGCUGCCGGCGGCCACGCAGCGCGCCGGGGACACGCCAGCCGCCCGCCGCGCCCACGUCCACGCCGGCACCGCCAUCCCAUGCACCCCGCCAGCCCCGCACCUCUGCCACCCGUGGGCCGCCGCCAGGGAAGGAUGCCCCAAACCUGCUUCGUCCGAGAACGGUGUCAAACUGCGGUUUCAUUUCGAGGAAAAAAAAACCAACAUCUCAGAGUUUUUAACAGAUUUCUACAUCCCCAGGACUCCAGACCUGCUGCCUCCCGCCCCAACGCGUGCCCCGUGACGCCCCGCGCCGGCUGCUCCGGGCCCCAGCACCUUCCCCGCUCCCACUUUGUACAGCUCCGUCAUCCUGUCUCCACGGCCGGGGGGACCCGGUGGCCGGGCUGGGGCCUGCCCGUACUUUUACGUGUAAAUUAAUAUUCUCUAAACAGGGUAAAGUGACUCGAGCCCCCUCGCCCCCAGCCCAGGAGUCCAGCCCCAGGACCUCAUGCUUUCCAGUGCCGCUGGGGCCGCAGGCUGCCGCUCGCUCCCACCCAAGCGUGGGGGGACCGCAGGGGCCUCACUGCCGCGACGCCCGACUCGUGCCACCGCUGAAUGUAAGCCCUGGUAAGUGGGAGCAGCUGAAAAAUGCAAAACCCCCGGGGCGGGCACAGGAGGAACCCCCCCAUCCAGCCCCGGCCGCUGCCAAACGCCUCCCCCCCAUCCCCAUACGGUGCUUUAUCUCCACUGGUGACAGCGAGGCUCUCCCCGCCACGGUGCGCAGGCACCGGAGUCCCAGCCCCGUCCCCUGGCUGCACCUCGCCAGCACGCGGCCGCAGGGACCCCAGGGCUCAGUCGUGCAGCACCCAGCACCGACACCCCGGCACGGGCGGCUGAGGCCCGGCCGCGGCUCUGCUGGCCAGACCAGCGCGGGGGCUUCCCCACGUGCCCGCCGCAGCCCUCGCAACGCAAUAAAGUCCUCAGCACCGGCCGCGGCUCGGUGCCAGGAGCCGGGGGCUGGUGGCAGGAGCACGAGGCCGUGUGGGGGGCUCUGGAGGGUCCGGAGCCAGGCGGUGUGGAUGGGUACAGGAGAGGGGCCGCGGAACCGGGGCGAGGGGCGCAGCCGUGCGGUGGGAACGCUGCCGGGACAAGGUGAUGAAGGGCUGUGCGGGAGCCGCCACCCGGCGCACCUGGGGCUGGCGGAGCCGGUAAGUCGUGCCCUGAGACCCUGCGGGGUGGCGGCGAGGGAUGGAGCCGGAGCUGUGCCGAGACCCCGAGUGGGAGCCCAGGGCCCCCCGGGACGUCGCGGGCGCUGGCGCUCCCCCCGCAAGCAGCCGCUGCCUGCCACCGCCCCACGGCCCCCGGCGGAUCGGGAGCGCUGUUGCUGGCUGAAUUGGAAAACAAACCAAGAAAAAAUCAGUGGAGAAAGGAAUACAGUAGCUGUAAUAUAUCUGUAUUUUAGUACAAAGUUUGAUACAGUGUUUCACAAAACCUUAUUGAAAAAUAUAAUUCAAACCAGAUGA
Molecule: messenger RNA, 1947 nt
Organism: Oxyura jamaicensis (ruddy duck)
Lineage: Eukaryota; Metazoa; Chordata; Aves; Anseriformes; Anatidae
Gene: LHFPL4
Product: LHFPL tetraspan subfamily member 4
Exons: 3
Coding region: 16-372 (118 amino acids)
Biological process (GO): gamma-aminobutyric acid receptor clustering; sensory perception of sound
Cellular component (GO): plasma membrane; postsynaptic membrane; inhibitory synapse
Molecular function (GO): GABA receptor binding
Source: RefSeq, a predicted model, not a curated record